This is a messenger RNA of Geosmithia morbida, 273 nucleotides long. RefSeq names its product UTP--glucose-1-phosphate uridylyltransferase. Gene Ontology annotation, cellular component: cytoplasm. Gene Ontology annotation, molecular function: UTP:glucose-1-phosphate uridylyltransferase activity. Gene Ontology annotation, biological process: UDP-alpha-D-glucose metabolic process; glycogen metabolic process. NCBI's taxonomy places the organism in Eukaryota, Fungi, Ascomycota, Sordariomycetes, Hypocreales, Bionectriaceae. The coding region runs from base 1 to 273 and encodes 90 amino acids. The record is from RefSeq and is a predicted model, not a curated record. The transcript has a single exon.
AUGAGUGCGGCCAGGUUCGGCGACGCGCCCCUGAUCAAGCUCGGCGGAGACUUCAAGAAGGUGUCGGACUUUCAGAAGCGCAUCCCGUCGAUCCCCAAGGUGCUCGAGCUCGAUCACCUGACCAUUACCGGUGCCGUCAACCUGGGACGGGGCGUCACGCUCAAGGGUACCGUCAUCAUCGUCGCCACCGAGGGCCAGACCAUUGACGUGCCGCCCGGUUCCAUCCUGGAGAACGUUGUGGUGCAGGGCAGCCUCCGUCUGCUGGAGCACUAA